CAUAAACGCUGAUGAAAAAAAUUAGCUUUUGCAAGUCAGCUGUCUGCUAAUAGUUAUUUGAAGAAUAUUACUAAUAUUUUCAUUUUCGAAAGUAUUCCUUUGAAAGACACAACACAAAUGGCUAGCUCCAAAUAUAAGCCAAUUGUUGUUCGUAUUCAAUCUCCUGAGCAUGGUACAAAGAGAGUAGAAGCUAAACCAUCAGAAUCUGUUGCAGAUUUCUUAAAUAAGAUACAGAAUGAAUUUCAGCUUGGAGAUACUGGUUGGAGAAUUUAUAAAAAUAGAGAUAAAAAAGACUGGAUAAGAACAUCAAGAGCCAAAACAAUCGAUUCAUAUAAAAUUAAGCAUGGUGACAUGUUGUAUUUAUUACCAACUGAUGGUAAAGACCUUGGAUCAAACCUUGUACAGGCAGACAAUAUGGCACCUUCUCCAGGGAGUGCUGCACAGGGGGUUGUGGAAGAUGAAGUUGACCAAAUAUUAGACAAAGAAGAUGGGAAAAUAUACAGGAAAAGAAAUGAACAGUUAUGCAGACAUGGGCCUCAUGGAAAAUGUCUUCACUGUGUACCAUUAGAGCCAUAUGACGAAGAGUUCCUGAAUAGCUGUGAUCCACCAAUAAAAUUCUUAGCAUUUCAUUCCUACAUCAGAAAACUGACUAGUGGGGUGGAUAAAGGGAAAUUUGCAUAUUUAGAGAAUCUGAGUUGUAAAAUCAAACCAGGAUGUACUGAGCAUCCACCAUGGCCAGGUGGGAUUUGUACUAAAUGUCAACCAAAUGCAGUGACACUCAAUAGACAGAAAUUUCGCCAUGUUGAUUACAUAAUGUUUGAGAAUCCAUCCAUUGUUGACACUUUCCUCAACUUCUGGAGAAGUACUGGCAAUCAAAGAGUUGGUAUUAUGUAUGGUAGAUAUGAACCGCAUAAAGACACACCAUUAGGAAUUAAGGCUACUGUGUCAGCUAUUUACGAACCUCCUCAGAUCAAUACAAAAGGUCAUAUAGAGUUGUUAGAGGAUGUAUUAGAACAUGAGGUUAAUAAAGUGGCAGAGAGGCUGAGAAUACGACCUGUUGGAUGGAUAUUUACAGAUCUGAUAGCUGAUGAUUUAUCCAAAGGAACUGUCAAACAUUUCAGGGGAAAUAUUAAUUCACAUUUUCUGAGUGCUGAAGAAUGUAUCCAGGCAGCUCACUUUCAGAACAAACAUCCCAAUCCAUGUAAACUCUCUCCUGAGGGACAUUUUGGUUCAAAGUUUGUCACAGUUGUUGUCACAGGUGAUGAUACAAACCAGAUUCACUUUGAAGGAUACCAGGUAUCAGAUCAGUGUAUGGCUUUGGUAAGGGAUGAUUGUUUUAUACCAACAAUAGAUGCUUCAGAACUUGGUUAUGUAAAGGAAUCGAGUGAAACACAGUAUGUUCCUGAUGUCUUUUAUAAGGUGAAGGAUAAUUAUGGAAAUGAGGUUACACAACUUGCACGUCCUCUUCCUGUGGAGUAUCUCUUACUUGAUAUGCCAGCAGCAUUCCCUGUCGAACCUCAGUAUACAUUUAGAUCUCAUCUGCAUACAGAAGUCACAUCCUUCCCGGUAGAGAACAGACAUGUUUUAGGACAACCACAUGAUUUCAAUGCAUUGACAAGCUAUUUACAACAGUUUCCACCAAACCGAUUUUUAGAAGCUAUGGCAAACUUUCAUUUACUGAUUUAUCUCAGCACAUCAGAUCUAUUACCAUUAAAGGAAAAAAUAUGCAUAUUACUGGAUGCAGUGCAAAGUAAUGAUGAGAAACUUGCUCAUCAAUUUAAAAAGACAGAAGAAUGGGCAACUGUGGAAGAAAUGAUGGCAGCACAUGUUCCCACUCUAACUCCAGGGAGGCCAUCAUCAUCUUACGUUGGACCCAAGGCUGCACCAUUACCUCCUAUAGGCUCAAGUUGGACGUGUGCACAUUGUACAUUUAUAAACACAACAGAUAAAGACCAUUGUGAUAUGUGUUCACUUCCCAAACAAUAAAUAUUAGUAUUAUACAUUGUAGCAGAAAUCUUAAAGUGCUAUUUCCGUCAAAGAAUAUUCUAAGAAUACCAGAAAAACAAUGGCAUUUUGUCAUCUGAAAGUUUCUUUCCUGAUAUUUAGUCCAAUAAAUAGAAUGUGGGAUGUAGUUUAUUUUCAGUCUCCUUGACAACUAUAGUGUACUGUGUAUUAAAAGUUGUUUAUUGAAUUGUUAUGAAAAUUACUUUUAUUGUGAUUACUGGAUUGUAGUUAUCUGCACUGUAUAGCCUUCUUUAUUGUCAAAGAAUAAAAGAUACAUUCUCUGUAGUCAAUGAAAAUCAUAUCCUGAUCUUGCAAAAAUGUAAAAAUUAUUUUAGAGGUUUCUCUACUGUUUUUAUAGAAUUACUGCUUCUUUAAGGGACCUAAUUUCUAUUAAAGUUAAAAUAUUGAUAUACAUAUAUGAUUAUAAUUUACUGUCCUCACCAACAUUUUGCUUUGGCUUGCCAUUUGUCUUUAUAAACACUUGGAACUUCUUACCAUAGACAGGUUAAGCAGAGACCUUUGAUGACCUCGUUUCAAGUGUCAUUGCUUUGCUUUCUACGGACAAAAACUUCACAAGAUCUUUAGAACAUCUUUUUCCUGCAAUGGGUGAUAAACAAUGUAUAAUGAAAAAAACAAAAAGAUACAAAUAUUGCCAUAUUCAUCACUCUCCAAGAAAUUAUAUAUGUCUGAAUUUUUGGAUAUUACAGAAUAUGAAAUCUAUUUUUACAACAAUUACAUCUGUUUUGUUGUAUCUUUUUUUUUCUGAUGCUGUAGAUCAUUUUGUGAUACAAUUUCAACAUUGGUUUAUUUUCUAAAUUAACAAAUUAAAAUACAAAAAUGGAGUAUAAUUUAAAAAUUUUAACAGAAUCAAUUAUCAUGGUGAACAAAAUGUAAUUUUGAGUUUAGCUAAUGUUUGCUGAAAGCUCAAAAUUUGACAGUCACAAAAUUUUCUGAACAAUCCUUAAUUCUUGAAAAAUUUUGAAUGAUAAAAAAUACUUUCAAAAUGUUGUUUUCUAUGAUUUGUCCAGUACAGAUUAAAAAAACCUGAUGGGAGGUUGAAAAAAGAUUUAGAAUGAAAGAUUAUUUGUUACUGUAAAAAAAAAUCUCACAUCAUUGCAUGACUGCUAAGAGAGUAAUACAGCCUCAGCUGACCCUAUAGUUAUUUAUAAAUAACUGGUCAUUAAGUUUCAAAUGUCAUGCAAAUUAAAGAAAUAUGGUUUAGGUUAUGUAAAACUUUUGAGUGAAAUUAAUACACACUGUAUAUCAAAUUUUGGACCUUGAACUCUCUACUUAAAUGCACCUUCCUUCUAUUAUUAGGAAGGUAUAAUAUUACACUCUCUCAUCCUUAAAGCCUCUCUUCAGACAGUAAGUAAUGAAAACAGUUGUCCUGGUACUCUCUUUGAAUUUGAACUGUGAUAAACAGUGCCACCUUCUUUCUUUCAAAUUUGUUAAUAACUUUAUACUUAAAAAAUUGUGAAAAUAACUUUCCCCCAAAAAAAUCACUCUUUAGUGAAAGUUAAUUUUCCUAGAAUUACAUUCAUUUGAUAAUGUAUGGUUUGAAGUAUUCCUUAUCUUUCAGUAAAAAAUCUAUUACAAGUGAAUGGAAAGCGUAUAGAAUUAUUUAAAGGAAAGGUUGCAGAAAUGAUGAUAGAAGCGGUAUAUAAAUUAACCUUUUCUGUUUGUAACUAAAAAAGUUGUAUAACAAGGGGAUGUUGUACAUUGUUCUGGAAUAUUUUGGGUUCAAUUUGGUUAUUUACCAUUUACAUUGGUUAAGAAAAUAAAUGACUGAUCACUAAAAAGUAAAAUCACAAAAAUACUGAACUCCGAGGAAAAGUCAAUCGGAAAGUCCCUAAUCAAAUGACAAAACACAUCAAACGAAUGGACAACAACUGUCAUAUUCCUGACUUGGUACAGGCAUUUUCAAAUGUAGAAAAUGGUGGAUUGAACCUAGUUUUAUAGCGCUAAACCUCUCACUUGUACGACAGUCUCAUCAAAUUCCGUUAUAUUUACAACGAUGGGUUAUAUCAUUUUCUUCUGAUAAGCAACUUAAUCCUUUUUCUGUUUCAUUUAAUACACAAUCACAAGAGGUUGGGAAAGGGAGGUCCUUUGCUUGAGAUAGUGUGAAAUCAAAAAGUGAUGAGAUAGUGAACAUUUUUUUUCUCUUAGGCUGGAAUUGACUUGUCUAUGUAAUUCUCAAAAUAUAUCAAAUAAAAAGUAGACAAAAACUCUUGAAAAAAAACCUUUACCAGCAUUAUGUAAUGUCAUUGAUCUCCAUAACAUUAAGUAUCCUACUAACAAUGAAACUAUAGUAAGAUUCUAGUCCAAAGUCACAUAUAGUUUGCUUGAAUGCAUGAAUAUAAUAAUUUUGGUGUUUAAAAGACUUGUGAGAUUUUUAACAUGAAUUAUAUAUUUUUGUUUAUCAGCCUGACAAAGGAAUAUUGGUGCACAAUGUCUUAUUUAUUCUGAUAAUUAAUAAAUACAUUAAAAUAA
This is a messenger RNA of Mytilus californianus (California mussel), 4494 nucleotides long. Its product is annotated as nuclear protein localization protein 4 homolog. The record is from RefSeq and is a predicted model, not a curated record. Gene Ontology annotation, biological process: ubiquitin-dependent protein catabolic process. Gene Ontology annotation, molecular function: ubiquitin binding; ubiquitin protein ligase binding. Gene Ontology annotation, cellular component: nucleus. The transcript has 15 exons. Lineage: Eukaryota; Metazoa; Mollusca; Bivalvia; Mytilida; Mytilidae. The coding region runs from base 118 to 1986 and encodes 622 amino acids.